Messenger RNA from Lampris incognitus (smalleye Pacific opah), 5354 nucleotides. It is a transcript of the gene cd2ap, whose product is annotated as CD2-associated protein. The transcript is spliced from 19 exons. NCBI's taxonomy places the organism in Eukaryota, Metazoa, Chordata, Actinopteri, Lampriformes, Lampridae. The coding region runs from base 269 to 2263 and encodes 664 amino acids. Gene Ontology annotation, molecular function: protein binding. Gene Ontology annotation, cellular component: cell leading edge; vesicle; plasma membrane. The record is from RefSeq and is a predicted model, not a curated record.
UCCUGGUUGAACUUCCUGCGCAAAUAAUCUUGAAGCCGCCGCCGAGGCAGAUCUCUGGAGAGGCUGCCUGUCGUGUGUUGUUGCGCAAGGACGAAUGGAUACACGACGCAGCUCGCUCGCGUGCUGGCUGUGAAUUCGAGAACGAGCGAGUUUUAACGCGUUAAACAAACACCCACCUGGCCGGCGGCUCGCGAGCGCGGAGGCUGCUGGAUAGGAGAUUCCCGACCUUUGAUAGCGAGGCGGUGCGGACCGAGAAAGGACUGGUGGGAUGGAGAUGGUGGUGGAGUUCGAGUACGAGGCGCUACAUGAAGAUGAGCUCACGCUGCGUCUGGGUGACAUCAUCAAGAAUGUGCGACAGAUCGAGGAAGAGGGAUGGCUGGAGGGAGACCUCAAUGGCAAGAGAGGCCUCUUCCCGGACAACUUUGUCAAGGAGGUCAAGAAGGAAGCCAAAGAGGCCAAGGAAACAAAGAAUGAGGUGAAAGAGGAGUCUGUUCAGGCCCAGAGGAGGGAACGGAGUGCGGGAAAUGUGGCUAACCUGGUCCAGAGGAUGAGCCACUACGGCAUCCCAGCCGGUGCCUUCCAGCCCCAUGCACAGCCGCCAACGCCCAGGAAGAAGCCCAAGAAGCGUCAGUGCAAGGUCUUGUUUGAGUAUGCACCACAGAACGAGGACGAGCUGGAGCUUAAAAUCGGAGACAUUGUAGACAUCAACGAAGAGGUUGAGGAGGGCUGGUGGAGCGGUACGAUGAAUGGCAAGUCGGGACUCUUCCCUUCCAAUUUUGUGAAAGAGGUGGAUACGACGGGAGAAGACGGAGAGUCCAAUGACUCCACAGCAGAUGAGACAGACGGAAGUGGUAGGGAAGCAGCUGUCACCCCCACCUCCCCUCACACUUCCCCGGGGAACGGGGUCAUUGCGCAGCCCAAAAAGAUCCGGGGGGUCGGCUUCGGAGACAUAUUCAGGGAAGGUUCGGUCAAGCUAAAGGUCCGACUGCCCAGCCCCGAGACCGAGGACAGGAAGGACAAGCCAAUCCCAUCAUUACCAUCCGCUCCAAAGCCCGCCCAUUCCAACACGACAGACUCCCAGAAAGCAGACGGUGACAGCAAAACGAAAGCGAAAGAAUACUGUAAAGUCAACUUUGCAUUUGAGGCCACAAACGAGGACGAGCUGUCUCUUAAGGAAGGUGACAUCAUCCAGAUACUGAGCAAGGACACGGGGGAGCCUGGCUGGUGGCAAGGGGAAGUCAGCGGCAAAGAGGGCGUCUUCCCAGACAACUUCGUAGUCAUGAUUUCUGAGACGGAGAGAGAGGCUCUUGCAUCAAGAGGGUCGGUGAAAUCAUCCCCUAAGCCAGAGGCGGAGGAGAGACCGAAGAAACCACCGCCUCCAUCAAAAAACAUAGCCCCCAAGCCGGAGGUUCCCAGUGCGGACAAGAAACCUCUCCCUGCCAGGCCCGAGGACAAAGUUGACAAACCCGUACCAGAUCAAAAACCAUCCAAGCCUGCAGCCCCUGUGGUCCCUCCCAAGAAACCUGUUCCUCCACCUGGCAAGGGACGACCGGGAAGCAUCCCUCCAAAGAGGCCUGACAAGCCUCUCACCCCCUCGCCAAGUCUCGUCAAACACAAUGGAGAGGUGCCCUCCUUGCGACCAAAGUCUGACUUUGAGCCCUCGGUACCUACGAAACCCAAAACACUGUCCGGGGACUGGGGAGAGAAGGCGCCAGACAUGGAUCUGAUGAGUUUUGAUGAUCUAUCGUCAUCUUCUGAGAAGCUGUCUCACCCAACAGCAAACAGACCAAAGAUGCCCGGCAGGAGGCUGCCUGCCCAGUUUGGUGGACACUCACCAAACAAGGAUAUCAGUGUGGAGAAGUCUUUCAGGGUUGAGGAAGAGGAUGGACUCAAACCAAAGGUGACCGAGAGCAGAAAGCCUUCCACAAACCCCAUCACCCAGUCAGCAUCAUUGCUCAAGCCAAACGUGGUCAGCUCAGAGCCCAAGCCCAGCCCUGCGGCAUCGGCCUCCACGUCCAGCCUCAGCACAGAGGCCCUUGCCCCCCCGGGCAGCAGGGCCAGGCUAGAGCCCGAGGAGCAGGGGGCCCAGCUGGACGAGCUGAGGACCCAGAUAAAGGAGCUUGUGCUGUCUGUGGAGCUUCUCAAGACGCAGCAAACGAGAGAGAUGGCAGAGCUCAGGGGUGAGCUUGAUGAAGAAAGGUUGAAGCGAGUGGCCCUACAGAUGGAGGUAGAGAAACUAAGGCGGGCUGUCCAGUCAACGUGAAGCCUGUGCUCCAAUCAACAUCAAGCCUCAAGAUCACCUGCUGGCCUAUCGACCCACCAGCAAGCUGGAGGACGGAGGGAAGAUGGAAGGCGGGGCAAAUGGGCGAACCACCUUUCGCCUUUUUUUUUUUCCAAGUGAUCUAAAGAAAUAACCUUUUUCCACAAGUUUGUAAAAUUUACAUAUUUGCACAUAUUACUUUUUUUUCUAGCUAAAUGUAAGUUACAGAUGUAUAUGUUUCUUUUCUUUUUUUUCCUUUUUUUUUUUGCCAAUACAAAAACAAAUUUGAGGCCUUACUUUAAACCUACUGCACUGGACUUGCAGUUUUCCGAGCCCCCUCCCCCCCGCCCCCAAACAUAACCACCAGGAGGGACUCCUUUUCAAUCAAUACUACUGACUCUUUAUAAAGCAGGGGGGCUCUUGUUUUCUUGACAUCAAAUCUUUUUUUUUUGAAUGCCACACAAGUAGUUGAAUUAAGGAAAAGCAAACAAUCUCUCGUCUCCGUAAGCGGCGGCGUUAACCCUGCAGAUUAUUUACAAAACGGCUGUUAACAACAUGAUGGGAUAUUUUUUUUUCAUUUUUGUGUUUCCUGUGCGACGCCGUCGACAGUGCUGUCCUCCAUUGACGCGACGCUACAAGGGGAAAGAGAGCAAUUGCCUUGUUGUUAUUUCAUUUGCGCUGCCGGUCUGUUGUCUUCGGUAUGCUUUCUAACAUUCCUGUUCAGGGUAACACUACUGUGCCUACAAGUGUUGAUAAUGGGAGCUUACGUUUAUUUUGACGGUUUCAGGAGAUAUUCAGCAUGAUAUUAUAGAUAUGUAUCUAUAUUUUUUAAAAGUCUACUGACAUGCCUAGUCAAAUUCAUAUAUAUAUAUAUAUAUAGAGGGCCUCUUUAUCUUUCCCCUCCGUGAUCAAGCGUUUGCAAGCUUGAGUCGCACACUCGUCUCGCUCGUUCGGAGCGUCCCUCACGUGAGGGUUGUUCAAUAUUAAUGCUUCGCUUCUCACCAGAAGAUGCAGCAUAAAGAGCAUCCCUGUGUGAGAACCCACUUGUAAAGAGGACAGAAGAGACAAGGAAGAGGUGGAUUUGGAAGAGUGUGGAUGGGGGGGGGGGGCUUUUUUUUCUACGACAAGGUUGCUGACCAAGACUUUGGUGAAAUAAUUGAGAAAUAAAAAGUGCAAUCUGAGAAUUAUCAUCUCUGCACCUCGCUCUCAAAUAUAUUUUUUUUAAUUUAGCCGAUUUCCUCCUCUAUUAUUUUUUUUAGUCCCAUCAUUCCUUUAUUCUCUCUCUCCUCCCUACCUACAUUUUGCCUCCAGCAGUUCCUCAUUUAAAGGAAAUUUAAAGCCAAGCUUUUUUUCCCCAGCUUUUGUCACAAAGUCAGUCCCGGCAUUCCAUGAUAAUUUGUCUUUCCCUUUUUUGAGUGUGUGUGUGUGUGUGUGUGUUUCUUUGUGUGUUUGUCUGUCUUUGAAUCUACUGUACAUCUCUUACCCCAAGGACCAAGUAUAAAGCUUAACUGGAAACACACAUGACAGCACGCCGCUGGUCUAAAACACUCCCCUCUGGCUCUCAGACUUCAACAGAUGGUUUCCUGUUGGAGGCUUCUGCAGACGAGUGAUUACUGAGCUGACUGUAAGAGGAGAAAGAGAGGGAGAAAGAGGUUGGUUUGUGCACAGUGCAAUUCCUGGUUCACUGACAGCAUUUGCAACAACACAACUGUGAUGCUGCGCUCGCUCGAGGCCAGCGGUUCCCAACUCCAGUCCUCGGGUAAAACCCCGGUGCUGCUGGUUUUCUACUCUGCGGGGUUGUUCAGCCAUUCCAGGCCUUACACUUCCCCGAUGAGACCUGGCACAGCAGAUAAUAAUCGUACCAAGGGCUCCCGAGUUCCAGAGUUAGGAACCACUGCUUCAAGCUGUUCCUAGAUUGAUAACCAGUUGGACCCCAGAGGCUAGCGUGGCCCUUAGCACAGCUAGCUAGCUAGGCACAGCCCUAGACAAGGCUUCUUCACACUGCAGGACGAGCAAAACAUGUCCACAAUUUAGCCUUUGGAAAAGUGCUGCAGUAUGAAGAGAGGGCUUUGUUAUCCCUGCAUGAACUUUCACGGCUAGCCCCGAGAUGAGAGUUUUCAAUAUGGAAAGAAAGCACUGUUGUAAAGAAAAGAAAAAUCAUAAUUUUAAGAAGUCAGGUCAUCUCCAUGCCCAGUCGCUUCUAAGAGCUAAGAUAUGUAUUUAGCAUCCCCCCUACACAUGCGCAAACACAUACUCGCACUUUCCCCGUGGAAGUGCAUAAUCUUAAUGAACUGUUCAAGACAGACCCAGCCCUGCAUGUGGCUUUAAAAAUGCACUGACUAUCACAGCGAAGUCCUCCCCUCUUCCUGUGCUGGAAUUUGUGAGACCCGCAACCUUGCAGAGAGAACGUUUUAGUGAGAAUAUAGCAAGCUGUAUAUAAACCCCUCAGUGAAAUGUUCCACGACAGGCAACGCUGACCUUCUCCGUAUACUACUUAAGUCAUUACAGGUUCGUCUUUUUAACACCUACAGUAUACACUAUACUCACAAAUGUCUUGUCCAGGAAGGCGAUAUCCUGCUUCGCUUUAAAGUUUCUCUGGUCUUCUGGAAUCACUCCAUCAUCGCCACUGAAAGGGAUUGAGUUUCUGGACAAUGGGUGUGUGUGUGUGUGUGCGCGUGCAUGCGUUUGCAUGUGCACUCGGGCGUGCACAUGCAAACGAAACCGUUAAAACCAGGAUUUUUAAGUGCAGAGCCCGAGUCGCCUUAAUCCAGUUCAAGGACCGCACCCCUGUAUUGGAACGGUGGCGCUUAACGAGAACGUCUUAAUUCCCAUGUCCACCUCUUCUGCUACGCACGCGGCUCCUGGAGCUCCAGCUAUGAUGUAAUCACACCAACUGUAGAGGACUUGGGAGAGGGGGGCGGGGGGGGGUGUCUCGGUUGUUGUUAAUUUCCGUGUUAUGUACAUUCCAUUAUCUGAUGGCGAGAAGAGAUCUGUGCACAUUCAGUAGCAUCUUUCCAAGUGAUUUUGUUUACACGUGCUGUACCAUUGCAUGAGCUGAGAUCUUUCCAAUACGAAUAAAUAUCAUCUCUAUUUA